AAAAGAAAUAAAAAAGAAUAUAUAUGUGUGUGAGAGCAUAAGCAUAGGAUGUCUGAGAGGCUCCAAGUGUGUUUGGUACUAGGCUACUACUAGCUCCCUGUCUGUUCACCAAUUUUCAACUCUUUCUCUUUCUCUCUCCAUAGUCUCUUCCCAAUUAUUUUGCAUUUCUCAAAGCUAACUCUUUUUUUUUCUUAAAUAAAAAAUUAUAUAUAAUAAUAGAAAAAAAACGAGUCUUUGGAAGAUUAUACUAUACAAAACCCAACGCACUCUUCAGAUGCGCCUCUCUCUCAGUCAAUCUCUCUCUCUAGCUCAAAUAAAAUCUGAAAGUUUAUGUCUUUCUCUUUCUUCAACCUCAUGAACUCAUGCUUUUCAGAGGUUUUGUAGAUUGGUGGACAAAUCCAAAAUGGAUUUUGGGUUGGUGAGCUUGGAGAGUUUGGUGGGUCCUCCUUCUCAUCAUGAGGGCGGUGGUGGUAACGGUGGAGGAGGAGGUGGUGGUUGUGGUGGGGGAGCUUCUUCUCAGUUUAAUGAUUCAGAUACUAAGUCAAUAAAUAAUGGUGUUCUUGGAUCUGGGUUUGUUAAGCAAGAAAGAUCUGGGCCUUGUGAUGAUGACUGGAAGAGCUCUAAAGUUGCUAAAACAGUUGAUUUAUCAUCUUCAAAAACAAUGCCAUUACACCAAGGAAGUCCAAUGUUGAGAUCUAAUUCUCUUGGCUUCCAUGCUGAUACUCGCCAACAAGAACAUAUGCUUAGCUUCUCUUCAAACAAAUCACAAGUUUCUUUUCUCAAUAAAGAUGCUGCAUUAGUGGAAAGAACCUCUCAGAACUCUGCUUUUCCUUUCUACCAAAGACCCCCCACUUCUUACUCUAGGAAUACAGGUUAUGGUUCUGGAAGCUUGAAUGCAGGCAUGCAUGCGACUUUUACUGGGAUCAGAGCACCAUUUACUCCAUCCCAGUGGAUAGAGCUAGAGCACCAAGCCUUGAUCUACAAGUACAUCACUUCAAAUGUGGCUGUACCAUCCAAUUUACUUAUGCCCCUCAAGAAAUCCCUCAAUCCAUAUGGCUUGGCGGGUUCCUCUGCCGUUUCCUUGCCUCAUAAUUCAUUAGGGUGGGGAUCUUUCCAUCUGGGUUUUGCUGACAAUACCGACCCCGAGCCGGGGAGGUGUCGCCGGACAGAUGGGAAGAAAUGGCGUUGCUCCAGAGAUGCUGUUGCCGAUCAGAAGUACUGUGAAAGGCACAUUAACAGGGGCCGCCAUCGUUCAAGAAAGCCUGUGGAAGGCCAGACUGGCCAAGCUGCCUCUGGGACCACUAACUCAAAGGUGGCGCAGAUAACGACCCCCGUGUCGACAUCUGUGAUGCCUGGUGGAGGAGGCAGUGCGUCCAACAACCUCGCCAUAACACAGCACCAGUUCAAGGGCUUGCAGUCUGGUGCUGCUGUUGCUACAAAUCCUUCUACAGAUACCCUUGUGAACAGAAUGCAAGACCUUAGAGGGGCCCAGUCCGUGAUGUCUUCUUCAAAUGUUAAUCAGAAAUCAAAUCAAACCACUUUUAACGUUCCAAAACAAGUCCCAGCUGGAGGAUCCUCUCAGUCAGAGUUUGGGCUUGUUUCUACUGAUUCUCUCCUUAAUCCCUCUCAAGAAAAUGCUUACAUAAACUCCAAAAACUAUGCCUCUUUCCUUGAUUUCAGUGGCCAAGAGGCUCAAGAUCAGCAUCAUCCUCUUCGUCAUUUCAUUGACGACUGGCCCAAGGACCAAUCCAAUCGAUCUGUCAUCACAUGGCCGGAAGAAAUGAAGUCUGACUGGACCCAACUCUCGAUGUCGAUCCCUGUGACAUCUUCUGAGUUCUCAUCAUCCACAAACUCACCUACCAGACAAGAAAAACUGGCUCUUUCGCCACUGAGGCUAUCUCGUGAGUUCGAACCAAUGCAGAUGAAUCUUGGGGUGAACAAUGACCACUUUAGUGAAGCAACUCAUAAACAAACUAAUUGGGUUCCUAAAUCUUGGGGUAGCUCAAUGGGGGGUCCUCUUGGAGAGGUCUUGACCAACACAGCUGGAAGUGUUAAGGCAUGUAAAAACCCUUCUUCCCUUAAUCUCUUGACAGAAGGGUGGGAUGGGAGUCCUCAAUUGGGUUCUUCCCCAACUGGUGUACUACAAAAGUCAACUUUCUGUUCACUCUCAAAUAGCAGCUCAGGAAGCAGUCCUAGAGCUGACAAUAAAAGGAACAUUGAUGGGGCUAGUGUAUUUGAUGACGUUCUUGGUUCAACACUGGCUAGUUCCUCUGUUCCAUCUCUGUAAUCUUGUUUGUACUAAUCCAGGCAAAAGAGUUUUGACUUGCUCUAAAGACAACUCAACAAGCUUGGACUUAACAUUCUGUUGUUCUCAUUUUAAUUAUUCCCUUUUAUGUUUUUCUUUUAAUCAUUUACUUUCUUCAUGGAUUUCUUGAACAAUGACAUGGCUGAUCCUCAUUUGAACGGGUACUAGCCAGUUUGACUAAUGUCAUCUAUGCAAACAAUGUAUUUUUUUU
Molecule: messenger RNA, 2516 nt
Organism: Cannabis sativa
Lineage: Eukaryota; Viridiplantae; Streptophyta; Magnoliopsida; Rosales; Cannabaceae
Product: growth-regulating factor 1
Exons: 4
Coding region: 404-2287 (627 amino acids)
Biological process (GO): regulation of DNA-templated transcription; DNA-templated transcription; developmental process
Cellular component (GO): nucleus
Molecular function (GO): ATP binding
Source: RefSeq, a predicted model, not a curated record